UUUUUUGUCUUAUCCUCCUUACCCCAAUAGCUUGCAGUAAUCAUCUUUUCAUUCUUCCACUUUGUGCUGCAGCCGGCCGGUCGCGAUCCUUUGUGCUGCUCUUCUGGUCACUGCUUGAAGCUCCCUGCCCCGCAAUCCUAUUGCUGCUCAGCUUACCUAUAAACUGAUUCCCCUCACCCCUGAACUUGACCACCACAGUUCUACUAUCACCGACACCCUCAAGAGCAGUGGCCCUGUACAAGCGCACAAGCUCGUCAUGUUUGGCAUCAUUGCGGAUCUGUUAUCAUCGGUCAUUACGAUUUUAUUCCCCAUCUUUGCCUCGUACAAAGCCCUUCGCUCUUCCGACCCCUCCCAACUAGCACCAUGGCUGAUGUAUUGGGUGGUUCUGUCCGCCGUAUUGAUGGCUGAGUCCUGGACGGUCUUUAUUCUCGGGUGGAUUCCUUUCUACAGCUGGAUUCGCCUGUUCUUCUUCUCCUACCUUGUUCUUCCCCAGACGCAGGGUGCCAUCAUCCUGUACCAGGAACACGUCGACCCAUUCCUUGCCCACCAUGAGCGAGAGAUUGAAGAGUUCAUUGGUCGCAGCCAUGAGCGCGCCAAGGCUCUGGGGCUGCAAUAUUUCUACCAGGCCGUCGACUACAUCCGGAAGAACAUCCUCGGCUGGCCUGCUCAGCGUCCGGCAGCUCCUCCGCCGCCACCCCCCUCUGGACCUGCCGCCUACGCGCAGUCGCUGCUCUCGCGCUUCAACAUCCCAACGGCAUCUGCACCCGGAGCCCCGACUGCGCCCGCCGCCACCGGCCAGGACUGGUUCUCCACUAUUAGUUCCGCUGUGGCCGCCGUCACGUCGGCCGGCAAGAGCCCCGAAGUCCGUGGCGAGGAGCUGUCCGCCAGCGGCACCUUCCUGCCCCGGGAUAUCGCCUCCAUGUCUCGCGCCGAUAAGGCGCAGUACAUUUCCCACCAACGCGACCUGCUUGAAGUGCUGCGCAGCGCGCUGGCCAAGGAGGAGCGUGAACUGCACGGCAGCGAGACGGAGGCGGACGACCUAGCCUACGGCGGUGCCCCGUUGCACAAGAACGAGAGCGAGAACUCGUUCCACCACGUCGAGCACGAAGAUCUUCAUCGGAGUUCUCCGGAUCUGUCCAGCCGCACGGCCAGCGGUACUUGGGCUUCCGGGUGGUUUAACGGCGAAUCCAAUGAUAUGCGCAACCGUCAUCAUUAAGUUUCAGGUUUAAAAAGAGGGUGGUUCUCGUAUUCUUCCCUUCAUUUUUUUUUUCUUUUUUGCUUUCGAUUCUGGUGGCCUCACUAUCUUCCUCCCACGGUUUC
Molecule: messenger RNA, 1320 nt
Organism: Aspergillus saccharolyticus JOP 1030-1
Lineage: Eukaryota; Fungi; Ascomycota; Eurotiomycetes; Eurotiales; Aspergillaceae
Product: HVA22/TB2/DP1 family protein
Exons: 3
Coding region: 257-1216 (319 amino acids)
Source: RefSeq, a predicted model, not a curated record